AUGACUCGUCGAAGAAAUGACUCAGUAACUGAGCAACUCUCUUCACUAAAACAAGAGCGAACAUCAGUGGAACGAAACAUGCUAAGCAUAAAGGCGAAGGUAGAGAAGGAAUUAGCGUUUGUGGAUGUUAACAUUUUAGAAUGUCGACUGCAAAUUUUGGAAUCGUAUUUUACAGAAGUUUGUCAAAGACAAAGUAAAAUUGAACGAGCAUGUCCGGAUGAUGAUAGGCAUAUGACGAAGGGCGACUCAAUCACACUCAGGCAUAUUGUAGAUACAGUGUCUGCUUUAUUCGGUUCACUUCUAUCGUUGGGUUCGGAAGCAGACAUGAACGCCAUAAUUAUUCAUUUAGUAUUGUCUAAAGUGGAUAACGAAACUAAAAUUUUUUAUGAUUCUCAGCAAGAUUUUGAGUCAUUGCCAUCUUGGGAAAGUUGCUACGCACUUUUGAGUCGAAGAUGUCAAUUUCUGGAAAGCAAUUCGAAAAGAUGCAAUAAUGAUAAAGUAAAUGAUACCAAAAAUAAUUCUUUUAACAGAAAAUUGACCACAUUUGUUAACACCAAAAUCAAUUGUAUGAAGUGGCACGUCGUUAAAAAUUGUCAAUCCACAGCUCGCUGUCGAAUAUGCAAUGGUAUGCAUCAUACGUGUUUGCAUAAAUUCAAACCCAUCGAGCAAAAUGUGAGACCAAAUUUGUCAGACAGUCCACCUGGACAACUAAAUUUUCCGCAAUCUCCAUCAAUUUCUCUAGUAUCGCGUACUAAACAACGAUCAUUGAUUCCCACAGCUGUAGUACUUAUUAAGGAUAAGUACGGUUUAUACCAACCUAUACGAGCAUUACUGGACUCUUGUUCAGAGAUAAGUUUUAUCACUGAAAAGAUGGCAAAGCAACUUCAAUUACCAUUUGAGCGAAUAAACCAGGAAGUGUCAGGCAUUGGUGAUGUUAGAACACAAAUUCGCCAUUCAAUAACUGCAACUAUAAAAUCUCGAAUAUCAAAAUUUGAAUGGUCAUCGCAAUUCGCUGUCACUAAACGUAUCUCAUUGAACCAUCCAGAGCAGUUGAUAGACACAACAUCGUGGAAUUUUCCUGAAGGCCUUGUUUUAGCUGAUCCAUUAUUUUUUAAACCACAACACAUUGACUUAUUAAUAAGUACGCAGGGAUUUUUUGAAUUAAUAUUAGAUGGGAAAAUUGCGUUAGGCACCAGCCUUCCAAGUUUAUUAAAUACCGAAUUAGGGUGGAUCAUCGGAGGACAAUAUAAAAAUACGCCUACUGUCCGGGAGGAGUUGGAUUGUGAGAAACAUUUUGUAGAAAAUACCACAAUUAUAAGCAAUGGUCAAAUACAAGUUCGAUUACCAUUUAAAGAGUCUCCAGAAGUCUUAGGUGAAUCAUUUGAAAUGGCGAAACGAAGAUUCCUUUCACUUGAGCGUCGAUUAGAGCGUCAGCAGACUCUCAAAGAGGAUUAUGUUAAGUUCAUGCAAGAAUAUUUGAUGUUAGGUCAUAUGAGUCGUGUCGACAACUUUGACAAUAUCACACCACACUAUAUAAUACCUCAUCAUUGCAUAUUGCGGCCUCAAAGUACCACAACAAAAUUGCGCGUCGUGUUUGAUGCAUCUGCACGCACAUCAUCGGGUCGAUCACUUAAUGAAAUCUUAAUGGUGGGACCUACAAUUCAGCAGGAUCUUAUUUUGAUAUUAUUGACAUUUCGUUUACAUCGCUAUGCACUGACUGCGGAUAUAUCAAAAAUGUAUCGACAGUUUGUAAUUGAUCCAAGAGAUCGUAAUUUUCAAUUAGUUAUUUGGAGAAAUACUGUUAAUGAACCUCUGCAACUUUUUCAGCUCAACACAGUAACUUACGGAAUGUCAGCAGCACCAUUUCUGGCCAUCAGAAGCCUGACUUACCUUGCAAAUGCGUAUCAAAAGGAGAUGCCAAUUGGAGCUUCAGUUUUGAGCAAUGACUUGUAUGUUGAUGACUUGCUAACGGGAGCAGACACAGUUGAAGAGCUUUGCAUCAAAGUAUCACAAGUGACUAAGAUAGCAGCAAAUGCAGGAUUACAAUUGGCAAAAUGGAGCUCCAACCACAAAAAUUGGUUAAACUCAAGUGACGAAUACCAAAUUCUUUUAAACGAAGAUGAUAUUACCAAAACUCUCGGUUUGGCGUGGAGGCCAUCAGAUGACGUUUUUUGCUUUCAAUAUAAGCAACAAGUCUCAAAGGCUGCGACCAAACGUACUAUUUUAUCAGUUGUUGCUCGAAUUUUUGAUCUUUUAGGACUAUUGAGUCCUAUUGUUAUACGGUGUAAAAUCUUAAUACAGGAAUUAUGGAUUCAUCAACUGGGUUGGGAUGAUCCAUUGCCUCCACUUCUAAACCAAUCAUGGAUACAAAUUCAAUCUGAUUUGGAAUAUUUUAACCACAUUGAAGUGCCAAGAUAUGUUUUAACAUCAUCAGCUUGCUACAGUCAGGACUAUUCGCGUGGCAUUACGUGGAGUCACGUCCCAAGUAAGCAAAACCCAGCUGAUAUAGUAUCUCGAGGCUGUCGAGCAAGCGAGCUGAAGGAUUCGAUUUGGUUUUGUGGACCAAAGUUUUUGUCGCUUCAAUCAGCAGAAUGGCCAAAAGAAACAUCAAAAACUGAAUUUCUCGCAAAGGACCUUGAACAACGAAAACCUACAGUCUUGAAAUGUAGCAACAGUGGUAUCGAUGAACAUAUAUUCAAUAAAAUUAUUGACGAUUUUUCCUCAUUUCGUCGUAUUGUUCGAAUAAUAUCAUACAUCUUUCGAGUCUUUAACAAAGUACCAAUAAACAAAAAUCAAACCGUAAACGACGUGAGUCCAAUUAUAGUGCGUGAAUUUCAAGAAUCAUUUUGGCGUAUUAUAUCACACCUUCAACAUUGUACAUAUCGCAGUGUAAUAUUAUCACUUCAAUCGGGUAAAAUCUUGAAUCCAGACUUGCAAAAACUAAACCUCUUUUUGGAUAAAACGGUCACUACAAGCGGAACAUUUAAUAUAAUUCGAGUAGGAGGACGAUUGACCAAUGCACCAAUAGGCUCUGAUGCAAAAUUUCCAGCUUUAUUGCCACAUGAUCAUCGGUUUGCUCAAAUUUUUGUGGAAUACUUACAUCGUAAACACAUGCACGUUGGCCCUAAGGUUUUAAUUAGUCUAAUACGCUCUCAAGUAUGGAUAAUUAAUGCUCGGGAAGUAGCUCGAAAGGUAGUGCAUAACUGCGUUCACUGUUUCCACUAUAAACCGAAGCUGUUACAACAAAUCAUGGGUUCGCUGCCAGCCGAUCGAUUAGUUGCAAACCGACCAUUUCUAAUAUCAGGAAUUGAUUUAUGUGGACCAUUUUAUACCACAUAUCGUAUUCGUAGUAAAGUUCCAUAUAAAACUUAUAUUGCAAUUUUUGUCUGCUUUUCAUCAAAAGCAGUUCACACUGAAUUAAUAUCAGAUUUAUCCACUAAUAAUUUCAUUCUAGGCCUAAAAAGAUUCAUAUCACGUCGUGGACUGCCGCAGCGCAUUUAUUGUGACAAUGCAACAAAUUUCACUGGCGCGCAGACACUACUAAAUAAAUUUAGAGAACAAUUUUUCAGUCAGCAAGGGUUUAGAGAAAUGCAAGAGUACAGCAACAAUACUGGAUUUGAGUUUAAGUUCAUUCCACCAAGAGCACCUCAUUUUGGUGGACUUUGGGAGGCGUCGGUGAAAUCUCUCAAAACAUUAUUAUUAAAAAAUUUGGCGCAGUCUAGCCUAACUUACGAAGAAUUACAAACCGUGAUUAUUGAAGCUGAAGCGAUUUUAAAUUCCCGGCCGAUAAUUCCAUUAUCAGACGAUCCGAACGAUUGUGAGGCUUUAACGCCUGCACACUUAUAA
Molecule: messenger RNA, 3846 nt
Organism: Teleopsis dalmanni
Lineage: Eukaryota; Metazoa; Arthropoda; Insecta; Diptera; Diopsidae
Exons: 5
Coding region: 1-3846 (1281 amino acids)
Biological process (GO): DNA integration
Molecular function (GO): nucleic acid binding
Source: RefSeq, a predicted model, not a curated record